Molecule: messenger RNA, 1734 nt
Organism: Brassica napus (rape)
Lineage: Eukaryota; Viridiplantae; Streptophyta; Magnoliopsida; Brassicales; Brassicaceae
Product: transcription factor MYB41-like
Exons: 4
Coding region: 497-1300 (267 amino acids)
Source: RefSeq, a predicted model, not a curated record
ACUUCCAUGUUUGCGUACCAAAACUCAUACAAUCACCAUCGAGUAAUAUAUGUUUUGUUAAAUUUUAAAUUUAAUUUUACAAGAUUUUAAUAUUUUGAUAGCUAAAAAGAUUAUAUUAAAGCAAAAAUGUGGUAAUAAUUUUCAAAACUUGUCAACCUUAGUGAUUUGACUCAACUACUAACUAUGUUCACAUAAAUUCUGGCAAGAGUUGGGUACCUGUAGUUAAAAAUAUGUACUUUUUGAAAACAAAUUUUCAAAUAAUGUUUUAAAAAGUCGUUAAAUCCAGCGGCGAGGAAUUCGAAAUAAAAAUCCAACGAUGGAAAUAUAAUAAAACCAAAAACUGAGGGGUUAUAUAUAACUGUAUAAUAUCCCUUCUACACAAUCCCACUGCUUACUCUCGAGAGACUAUUCCACUAAGUAAAAGAGGAGAGAGAAAAGGAGACUCGCUUCAAGUCAAGUAUUUAUCUUAUUUUAAGACUGGUCUUUUCGUGAGGUUAUGAACGUGGCAGUUAUAGGAUUAGUCGGACUGAGAAAAAUGGGGAGGAAGACGUGGGUCGACGGCGACGGGAUGAAGAAAGGAGAGUGGACGGCGGAGGAAGAUCAAAACCUUGUCGCUUAUAUCAAUGAGCAUGGGGUCUCUGAUUGGCGUUCUCUCCCCAAAAGAGCUGGUUUGCAGAGAUGUGGAAAGAGCUGCAGGUUAAGGUGGCUUAAUUACCUAAGGCCUGGGAUUAAAAGAGGCAAAUUCACUCCUCAGGAAGAAGAAGAGAUCAUCAAACUUCAUGCUGUUCUCGGAAACAGGUGGGCAGCUAUUGCCAAGGAGAUGGAUAAUCGAACAGACAACGACAUCAAGAACCAUUGGAACUCUUGUCUCAAGAAAAGACUGUCGAGGAAAGGAAUUGACCCGAUGACCCACGAGCCUAUCAUCAAUAACCUCACCGUCACGAUCACUAAAGAAGAAUGUGGUAGCUCUUCAAUAACUACAUUUUCUCCUACCUCAUCACCUUCCGGCUCGGCUUGUCUCCUGAACAAGCUCGCCACAGGUAUCUUAUCUAGACAACAUGAUCUCGACAAGAUUAAGAGCAUCUUGCUGGAGCCGAGAAUCGCAAGCAGUGACCAAGAUGAAAAAGAAGAGGUAAAAAGGGAUCACACGAUUGGUGGUGGUGAAGAAGGUGAUGAUUUUCUGAUAUGGGACGAUGAAGAAGUUAGGCGUUUUAUGGAGAGUGACGAAAUGGAGUACGGGACGACGCCGUACGUCUCUCUCUUUUACGAAAGUACUCACGUACUUGAUGACCUCCUCUGACUCCGUUCGGUACUAGUGUGUGCUGUUAGCAUAUGAUUUAUUGUUGCAACAAAGAAAAUUAAUGUGGACCACUUUGACCAAGAGAACGGUUGUUAAAAAAUGCAAGUAGCAUUACAAAAUACAAGAUGAAUUUUAGAAAAAUAAGUCGAGUCCAACGAUGACUGUUUCGUUUAGUACUAUUUAACAUGAGAUUUUCCAUGUUUCUGUUAAUGUGACAAGUCACAAGUCACACAACCAACCUAUUCCCAUUAUGUGCUGGAAAAACAUCUCGAAACAUAUAAUCUACAGAAAUAUGUCCUGCGCCAUAUAUAUAUCGAAUAAAGAUGUAAAAGUGAAAUCUGUUGUUUUUAUCUUGCAAGUUGCAAGGGAUGGUUUUAAAUAACUUAAUUAAAAGUUUUUGGAUUUAUCAUCAAAAUGAUCAUUACAAAGAGCCA